AUGCCCAGUAGCCAAGGUUUAUGGAUUUCCUCGAAAAUUCUAGACUGGUAUGGCAUGGAAUCUGAACCAGAACCUGAAAUAGAAUCUGAAAUAGAACCUGAACUAGGACCUGAACUAGAACGUGAACGUGAACUAGAACCUGAUCAAGCACCUACAGUAGAACUUACACUAGAAGCUGAAAUAGAAACUGAACUUGAACCUGAACUAGAACCUGAAAUAGAAUCUGAAAUAGAACCUGAACUAGAACCUGAACUAGAACCUGAACUAGAAUCUGAACUAGAGCCUGAAAUAGAACCUACGGUAGAACCUGAAAAAGAAUCUGAACUUGAGCCUGAACUAGAACCUAAAAUAGAAUCUGAAAUAGAACCUGAACUAGGACCUGAACUAGAACGUGAUCUAGAACCUGAACUAUAA
Calliphora vicina (urban bluebottle blowfly) is the source of this 414-nucleotide messenger RNA. RefSeq names its product protein TsetseEP-like. The record is from RefSeq and is a predicted model, not a curated record. The transcript is spliced from 2 exons. The coding region runs from base 1 to 414 and encodes 137 amino acids. Lineage: Eukaryota; Metazoa; Arthropoda; Insecta; Diptera; Calliphoridae.